Messenger RNA from Ogataea parapolymorpha DL-1, 798 nucleotides. RefSeq lists its product as uncharacterized. The transcript has a single exon. The coding region runs from base 1 to 798 and encodes 265 amino acids. NCBI's taxonomy places the organism in Eukaryota, Fungi, Ascomycota, Pichiomycetes, Pichiales, Pichiaceae. The record is from RefSeq and is a predicted model, not a curated record.
AUGAAGCUAGGCGGCCGCUACGACGUCAGCAGCGAGGUCGACGGCAUGCGCUCGCCGCUGGACGGCCUGGAGUUCCACGUCGACGACGCGGUCGAGCUCCCGCAAUUUCGCCGGCUCGUGGCCGUCGAUCUUGUCGACGUGCACCGGCUGCCGGUGUGGCUCGUCGGUGCCAGCAAGACGGGCAUUUUCAGCGUGUACACGGCGAAUAAGGACUCCGAGGCCAUGUUCCAGGAGAUCAUGGUGUACUGCGACUUUGAACGCGGCGAGAUUAUCGGGUUUUUGCUGGAAACGGAUCAGAGCCAGCGGUACGUCGUGUUGUAUCCACGGCUCGAGGAGGAUCACGUGGAGAUCAAGGGCGUGGUGCUGGAUCUGGAUAACGAGUUUGUGCGCCGCGCUGAACGGCUUGCUACAACAGCAAUUGGUUGCGAGGUGCCCAGUGACAGCGCCGCAAUUAUCGAAUCGUCGCGUCUGCGACGGGAAAAUAGCGUCUUGGACACUUAUUUGCAGAAACGCAACAGUCAGCUGCCGCAGGUGCCCCGGCUUACGCGGGCGCCGCGCGAGCACAACGUGGGGGAAAAAUUCAACCGGACGGUGGAGCGGCUGGCCGCGCGCGAGGUGCGCCGUCUGGGGCUGCAAUCGCGGCUCAGUAAGGACGAGUGCAAAGAGCUCUACGGGAUUGCGCUGAAGUCGGCACGGUUCCUGUUCCGACGGCAGCUCCGCCAGCAGCAGGAGCCCGCCGCAGACAAGCUGGCCAACGUUGUGCGCAACACAAUCCAGCUACAUCUGGAGGAGCUAUAG